CACGUGACCGACGUCGCGAACACACGUUUUACUUAAAUUUCCGAAUGUUGUGUCAAUCUAAAGGCUCAUCUAUGUCCGUAUUCUAGCAGUCGAUAAUAUCCAUGAGGUACCAGCACGCUCUUUUACUUCUCAUCCAGAUCUCUAUCGCAAUCGCGAUUGCACUGCCAGAGAUCCCAGCGGCGGAUUAUGGCUUAAGCGUGCAUUCCGGAAGAGACUUACUCGGUAUGCUUGCGGGCACUGCUGGCACAGACUCGCCUGCAACAUCAGACACGUUCCCUCUUAGCUCACCUUCACCCCCUAUCCAUCCUGGUUUGAAAGAUCUGGGCGGCUUGCUCACAGAUCCGGUCCUCCCCACGGCAUCUUCAGUGGGAAAGGUUGAUCCAGCGACUCCCACAAGCCUCGGUGUUACGUCGUCCGCAGGCUCUCUAAAGCCUUCUCCGGAACAAAUAGCGCCUGCAUCCGCCACAAGGUCGGCGAGUUAUCCAGCUGCCUCAUCGGCCGCCAUGACCGAAGACGUAUCCGCUGACAACAAGACCUGGAAAAUCAUUGGGAUCGUCUUCAUCACAAUUUUGAUCAUAGCAAUAGCAAUUACAUCCAGCAUGUUCUUCGAUCGCUGGUGGAAGGUCGCACAAGAGAUCUUGUGCUGCAAGGGUCGAAGGGACAGUGGCAUCGAACAGUUCGUCCCUGACUGGGAGAAGCAGACCUGGGAAGUCAAACUAGGACCAGAAGAGCGUGAUUAUAGACAGCGAGCAUCGUUUAUGUCUGUUCGGUCUGAUACGAGAGCAGAUCAUGUGAGGGAGGGAGAGAUAAAUGCGAUGAGAAAUUCCGCGGACCACACUAUCCCUACCCUGCCACCUCCGUUACUCAGAGUUAUCUCUCCCGGGCCAUCAGACACUCGAGAGCUUCCUUGGGAUGCCGACAAUCUCCAUAAGUGCGCUCUUCACCGUCAGCUUUCCGCGCGCAGCGGUCAUCACGGAGACACAUAGAGCGUGGAAUUUGCCUGUGACUCCUUCAUGCCACACAUGUCCUACCCCAUUUUCCAGUUUCUUUCCCAACAAGCAAACAUGUCGAAUUCGCAUUACGAUCGGCGACUGCCACAUUCACUAUCCACCCAAUCGCUUUGUAUCACUGCUCAUGCUGUACCUGCCGCGUUUCGGGACGAGGACGUGUCGUAGGUAGGCACGGUCCCUUGUGGUGCCACUGGAUACUUCUCUUCCAAGUAGUCGGACGCAAACAUGCCCACUGCACCCACCGUGCACACAGCCAUAGAGACAUAUAGUCGUGUUCGGGCUGGAAGAGCUUGACAGAGUUGUCUAAGCGGACCCAGAACUGAGAAA
Suillus clintonianus is the source of this 1337-nucleotide messenger RNA. RefSeq lists its product as uncharacterized. The coding region runs from base 102 to 986 and encodes 294 amino acids. Lineage: Eukaryota; Fungi; Basidiomycota; Agaricomycetes; Boletales; Suillaceae. The record is from RefSeq and is a predicted model, not a curated record. The transcript has a single exon.